Molecule: messenger RNA, 952 nt
Organism: Hansenula anomala
Lineage: Eukaryota; Fungi; Ascomycota; Saccharomycetes; Phaffomycetales; Wickerhamomycetaceae
Exons: 1
Coding region: 176-952 (258 amino acids)
Source: RefSeq, a predicted model, not a curated record
CAGGACGACCACUGCCAGAUAGCACGGGUCGAUAAAGAUUGAAUCUCAAAUCGGGAAAAAGUAAACAAGACGUGAAAAACAAAAUUAAAGAAAACACAAGCAUCACUUCUUUCAAAACAAGCACCUUCAACCACUUUCAACGCAGAGAAAAUAAGAUUCUGACCCAACCAUCGAGAUGUCAGCUAAUGAUUGGAAUGAAUACAUACAGACCCCAGAAGGAGGGUACGCCAAAACAAAAUCAACAACCACACCUUCAAGAUUAAGAACGAUGGCAUUUGAGAACGCCCAAAAUCAUCAUAUCUCAAAUGAUAGGAAAAGAGGACCUUCAACACCAUUGACUCCAACACUUAUUCAGAAAAAUAUUGUUAAGAAACAGUUUUCGUCACAUGAAAGAAGAGAGUCACUAAUAGAGAAAGGUAAUGGUCACCAUACAAAAUCAAUACAUUAUACUUAUGAUGAAGAGAACAAUGAUUUUAAAGAAAAUGAAUCACUAGAAAAUGAACUUCAGAAUCAAGAAAAUCAAGAAGGAUAUAUUUUCAGUGGCUCAAAUAAAGGCUCUCCUGUGUCCAAAAAACCAGCACCUCUUGGAAUAAGAUUGUCAGGAAAUUUGAAUACAGAUUAUGAAAAUCUGACACCAAAAAUUAGAAAUGGUAUAAAACUUGCGGUUAAAGAAAGCAAAAAGAACAGAAUACAAAUGAUGAAAGACCUAUAUACUAAUGACAAUAGUGCGAGUGACAGUGAAUACAGUGAGGUAUCCACUAUUGCAGGUGAUACACCGAACUUCAAGAUUCAACACCAAAAUUUAAUCUAUUUCAAAAAUGGCUAUUAUUUAAACAAUGAUGAUUCUAUGUACGAAUCUGAAAAAGAAAAUCUAAUCAACAAGAAAGAACUAAACAGAGUCAAUGACCUUCUUGAAUUUAUGAAACUUGAGAAACAAUUUGAAGCAGAAUAA